AUGGAUUUUACGGCGAGUAAAAUAUGCUGUUGUAAUUAUUUCGGACUAUGUGGAUCAACAACCAAUGAAGACGAAGAUUCAUUUCAUGCAAAUGGAAAUGUACAACAUAUCAUGACGAUUGAAGGUUGGGAAGAGACAUUAAACCAAAACAAUAAGGUAAUUAUAGCGUGUUUUAAGGCUUCAUGGUGCGGACCUUGUAAGAUAAUGGAACCAUUUUACGGAGAUUUGUCACGAAAAUAUGUGUCCCUCUUAUUCGUUAGCAUUGAUAUCGAUGAUGUGCCAGACCUUAGUGAAUCAUUUGAUAUCCAAGCUACGCCUACGUUUUUCUUCUUCUUGGAUAGGCAAGAGAUCGACAAAUUUGUUGGUUCAAACAAAGCAGACUUACAAAAAAAGAUUGUUUCCGCUUCUGGAUUGCAAGGUCGAGGAGAUAACUAG
This is a messenger RNA of Amaranthus tricolor (Joseph's coat), 435 nucleotides long. Its product is annotated as thioredoxin H9-like. The record is from RefSeq and is a predicted model, not a curated record. Bases 1 to 435 code for a protein of 144 amino acids. Lineage: Eukaryota; Viridiplantae; Streptophyta; Magnoliopsida; Caryophyllales; Amaranthaceae. The transcript has a single exon.